This is a messenger RNA of Cyprinus carpio (common carp), 1080 nucleotides long. RefSeq names its product thrombospondin type-1 domain-containing protein 4-like. The transcript is spliced from 6 exons. Lineage: Eukaryota; Metazoa; Chordata; Actinopteri; Cypriniformes; Cyprinidae. Gene Ontology annotation, biological process: extracellular matrix organization. The record is from RefSeq and is a predicted model, not a curated record. Bases 386 to 1078 code for a protein of 230 amino acids. Gene Ontology annotation, molecular function: metalloendopeptidase activity. Gene Ontology annotation, cellular component: extracellular matrix.
CUCUCUCACACACACACACACACACACACACGUCUGGUCUCUGAGCGCUUCCUCUCUUCGCGGAUCUCUGACUGACGGAGAAACUUUCACUGGAGUGGAAACAUCGCAUAUGAAGAGGUUUAAAGUCAUUAAUGAUGGAGAUAAUUGCUAAUGAGCGACGCGUGAGCUGCUGGAUUAUUAAUGAACGCGCUGGAUUACGCGCGUCAGGACGCGUCACGAUCCAUCAACGCGUUCACCACUAGAACAGCUGGAGCUCAACGGGUCUGGUUACUCGUACUGUACCACACACGCUUGACCGCAGCAGCUGCAGUGUUACAGUCACAGCUCCAGCCUCCAGAGGUCAGCAGGUCGGGUCAAAGGUGCAGCGCUGCAGUCAGUCUUCAGUAUGAGAGCGGCUCUGAGCAUCAGUGUUGCUGUGGUUCUGUUGCCAAUCUUCAUAUGUCAUCAGACAACAAGGCAGAUCUGGUCUGAUCCACAGCAGACUGGUUCUGAAGGAGCGGCGUCGAGGUCGUGGAGCUCCUGGGGUUCGUGGGGCGAGUGUUCGCGCUCCUGCGGCAGAGGAGUUCAGGAACAGACCAGAGUCUGUCUGCCACACUAUCCAGCAGUCCGUGAUGCAUCAGCAGCACAGAACACGGCCUCAAACACGCCUAACCAGAGACGCCUGAGCCUCGGCAGAUAUGGAUGGAGGAGAGCGAACAGUAGCCGCAUCAGUCCAGGGGCGUACGGAUACGGCAGGAUGCCAUACGUAACACCUCUACAGAAAGAAUCCAGCAGAUCAUCCCACAAACAGAGACGAUCAGCAUCAAACUUCCCACACCAGAGUUACAGGACUCAUCAGAGAAGCCCGUCUCAAAACACCCGCUAUCACACAGCCGCCCACCCGCCCACUGCUGCCCAACACACCCGACCGCAGAUGAACACAGCGGCAGUGCAGAGCAGACCGUACAGCCCGCUACCAAACACCUCCUGCCCUGGAGCCCCGAACCGGCACAAGAUCUGCAACAGCAUGGUAACAUCUGCAGAGAAACACCUCAGAUUAUACCUAAAUAGGCAUUAUACAUCUGCUUAUAACAGUUAAUU